CGCAAUUUCCUCGAAAUUACUCGUCUGAGUCUAAAUGAAGCUGCCAUUCAAUUUGAAGCACACAUAUGUCAUCCUUAUAGAAGCUAGUGGAAGUUACAUUACCAUUGUUCCAUAUGGAAUCAUCACAGUUUCUCCAAAUAAGGAUAAAGAGAAUUACUUAGUCCAUGCCCAGAUUCCAUUAGGCAACUUCGUCAAUUUCCUUUCUGGAGCUGCAAACUUUCUUGGAAGCUUCCUUCUUUGGAUUCUUCGACAAGGUAAGGUAAUUAUGAGAAGGAGCAUUCUAUUUGCCAGGGAAGGCAAGUUGGCAACACCCCAUAAGAUGAAGCUCAAACGCGAUUGGCAAAGAGGGUUUUCUUAAACAUGGUAAUAUAUACAUGCAUGUAUAAGGAUCAGGCUCAAACGCAUAGUAACCAAAGCAUGUAUAGAAUCAGUCAA
Messenger RNA from Prunus dulcis (almond), 435 nucleotides. RefSeq lists its product as uncharacterized. The record is from RefSeq and is a predicted model, not a curated record. Bases 35 to 358 code for a protein of 107 amino acids. Lineage: Eukaryota; Viridiplantae; Streptophyta; Magnoliopsida; Rosales; Rosaceae. The transcript is spliced from 3 exons.